Messenger RNA from Toxoplasma gondii ME49, 5637 nucleotides. RefSeq lists its product as hypothetical. Bases 2625 to 5579 code for a protein of 984 amino acids. The record is from RefSeq and is a predicted model, not a curated record. NCBI's taxonomy places the organism in Eukaryota, Apicomplexa, Conoidasida, Eucoccidiorida, Sarcocystidae. The transcript has a single exon.
GUUUCUGCAAUGAAGCAGCUUUUCGGCAGACACGAACAUCGGUGGAACGCUGAGAGUCGCCGCUUCGAGCUGAUCUCCCCAUGUCAGAGGGGAACGCGACUGCGCGAACGCUCUGGCCUCCGUUCCACGGACCUUGCUGUCGGUCCACCACCUCGUCCACGUCAUCUGAUGUGCAUUUCUUCGCAUGCAAACAGCUGGGAGUGUGUAUGCGUGUGUGUCGGCUGCAACGUUGGUGCUUGUCACUGGCGGAGCGUGAGGCGUCGGCGCGAGCAGAGAACAGUGGCAGAAAACGAGCAGGGAGAAGAGCGGGAGAGAGAAGCGCGAGGAAAACGCGAAGAGGAAGUGCAGGCGAUACAGGUGGGGAAGUGGAGGCGGUAACGCAGUGUCGGCGAAGACCAGCCUCGUGAGCCUGUUGCGAGACACAGGAGACUUGGAUGUCGACGGCACAUUGAUAAGAGACGAACUUCGAGGGACAGUGAGGUGACCUGCAGGUUGCAAGCGGAGAAGGAGACGACGGAGAGCGAAGAAUUCAAGAGCGAAGAAUUCAAGAGCGAAGAAUUCAAGAGGGGAGAAACGGGAGAACGGAGAAACGGGAGAACGGAGAAACGGGAGAACGAAGAAACGGGAGAACGGAGAAGCGAACCCCUUCCAAAGAGACAUCAGCGACCAGCUCUGUUGGAUGCGCACUCUGCGUCGUUUCCUCUCUACUCAGUUUCUUUUUGGUCCUCGUGCCGCGAAAGUUCUGUUCGCGAAACGCGCUUCUUCCUGCGUUGAAUCCAAGCUUGUGAUGCAUUCGGUGCUUCUGUCGAACCGUGGGGAACUGGUGUUGUCAACGUUGUGUUGAGAGGAUUGGAGGUUACCAAGUCCGUCUCUCGGGAGAAAAAAGCAAACCCUCUUGUCCGGAUUUUCUUGCUCCAUCUCUUCACUCUGCCUGUCACGGCCUCUUUCACAUUUCCCCGACACACAUGGCUGUGGACUCACACGAAAACAGACGCAAACUCGCUCACGUCUGGCGAGGUUAUGUCUGUCCAAAGGCAUUCCAAUGUGAAUAUACAUAUAUAUAUAUACAUUGUAUAUAUGUAUGUAUUAAUGUGUAGGCAUGAGUGUGAGUUGGCACAUGGCAAUCCUUCCAGAUGUACAACUAUGUCUACCUUCGUAUAUACAUUCAGAGAGAGAGGGAGAUAUUUAUACAUAUAUAUAUAUAUAUAUAUAUAUAUAUAUAGAUAUACAGAAAGAAAGUUUUACCCGCAGGCAGGCAUUUCUCUGUUACCUCGUUAACAACGGGGAGUAGACGAUCGAGGACGCUGAGCCGGUUGCCACUGGGAAGUGCCGGCGUUCGGGUCACAAACACACUAAGUUCAGUUUUCGGAAUGUUUGUAUACAUAUAAUAUAUAUAUAUAUAUUACACAUAGAGAGCACAUAUACAAUAACAUAUACGUUUUAUAUGUAUAUAUGUGGAUUAUAAAUAUAUAUAGUGAGAUUGUAUGUAUGUAUAAAUUUAUAUAAUCAUCGUACAGAUAGGCGUUUGGCAGCCACAACAGACUUUCACCGAGUAGGACAGAUGCGGGUGCUCUAAUGCUGCGUUCAGAUCUGGCGUAUCCUCAGUCCCUGUAAGCGCUCUUGAAAAAUUUCGACAUCAUCAUUUUACACGUUCGUGAAAGUCAUUCUGUCCCUGUAAAAGACACGGACUCUGGCAGGCCCAAAACUCCGCCCGUCACUGGUCGGCUUAUAUUCGGCGAGAGUUUCGGCGGCGACCGAAGCGCUGAAUGUAUCGAGCAAUUGGUUCACAUCUAGUUUAGGCUCCGUCCGAAAAGAAACCAUUGAGUGCGCGCGCGUUCGUUUGCUGCAAAGUGCUCGGCUUUCUUCGAACGGACAAGGGGCUGAUCCGAUAGCGUAUCCUCAGUGUCUGGUGGCACUUUUGAAGGAUUUCGACAUCUUCUUUCUAAGCGGAGAACAGCAUCCUGGCGUUUGUGAAUUUGGAAUUAAAAGGACGCAGGCUCUCUGAAGAAAAGUCUCUAUCAAGCCAAGCCCAUCCCACGCGGUAUUUGCGACCUGGCUCGCGGUGUCCACGCCCGCCUUGCGACGCUCUUUUGCCCCUCUGAAAAACCUCCGGCUCGCAGCGUAGAGAGGCGCCGUCUCUGAAAGAACGUCCGACCCGACCAGGGGAUGAAAGCGCUUUUUCGCUAAACCUCCACGAGUUUUGAACCGCCGAAGUGGACUCCAAUAUCACUGCAUUUCGUGGCUUUUCGAAAACACACACGAAGCCGGAUAGAGGUAACCGGUUUCCGUUGUCGCUGGCUGGCUUUCCGUGUCGGGCGGCUAGAGCAAUUCGGUUCCUCGUUUUUUCCGCGGCCUCAAAAGGCCAAGCGUGUCACAAGAUUUUCCUCUGCGCGGCCAACGAGCUGCGGCCCAACUUGUUUGCCUUUUUUUGGCGUCGUGGAGCGUGUGUCUCGGCACUGGGUGCACAGGCUGUUUAUAGCGUUUUUCGCGGCGUUUGGCCGGGGUUUCGGUUUCUUGUAUAAGCCGAAUUGGAAGUUGCCAUGCUUUUGCCUGGAUGCCCCGACAGCAGUUUUUGCCCUGGCAGGUGGAGCUGACGGUGCGGAGGCAACGGCCGAUUCCGAUGCAUGUCUGUGUUUUGGAAACCUUUGUUUGCAGCCGCGAGGUUGGGAUUUUUUUCGGGACUUUCGCCGUCUACUCGCGCCAUGGCGCAGCCCUCUGUGCACGAAAAUCCGAACAUAGAGCGGCCGAGCCGAGGCGCUCUUUGCGUUGCUCGCAGAGUUCGCGGGCACGACUGCGUGUUGCGUCCGGAUCGAAAACCGCCGCGUUUUUCAGCCGCUGCAGGCCAGGAGCCCGCCGAGGCGAAGGACGAUGAUUUUAUUUCGCUCUUGCCUUUUCUGCCGACCCUCUUGGCGUCGCGGAUCUUCCCCGCGUGUCUCCCGCCCUUCAGUUUGUCGGUGUCUGUUCACACGGUGGAUCCUCAGCCUCGCGAGUCGUCGCUGUUCCCCUUUGCUCCCUCCCUCGCCUCUCUCUCGCCAUUCUCUGUGUUCGCGUCGGCCGCGCCUCUCCCCUGCUCCGACGCAUCUGCUUCCCCCGUCGCGAGUGCCACUGCGUCCUCGCAGUCGCUGCCUCGUGAGCGCGUCCCGCAAGACUCGGUGGAGUUCUGCGACGAAGGCGAGAAGCCAGUGACCUCUUCUUCGCCAGCCAAGGCCGUGAACGACGAGGCUCUCGAUGCGCUCGCGGCUGUCGUGCAACGCCUUCUCAGAGCCUUCCUUCUACCUCUCGGAUACUGCGACGACCAGCUCUCGCAGGAGAGGCCGACCGGCGCAGCGCGCGCGGCGUUGUCCGGAGUGCUCACAGCUGCGUGUUCGGCGGCCCAGACGGCUGCAACUUGCGCUGUAGAGACCGGCGAAAGACUCUCGGAUCUCGCCGGGUACUACGCCUCUCCAGGAUCGGAUUUCUCCACGGCUUGCGCAGCGGCUCUCUCGGCGUUCGUCGCUGCUCUCCGCACGCUCAGAGGCGACGUCGAGAAGGACGGGAGUCUUGGGUGCGCCUCCGUCCUUUCCUUUGAGUCCGAGAGCGGCGGGGGGACUUCGCUGUGUCCAUCGCGCGCCCGAAGGCCGUGCCUCCGGUCGCAGCAGAGCGUGGAGGAUCCUUGCGAAGCGACCGCAGACUCGCUGCCUCCUCCUCGUAGACGGAGACGCCUCGACUUGUCGCCGUUCGCCUCCGCAUGUUUCCACGAAGAAGAUUUGUCGCACGCAGGUCGGACCGAGACGGCGCCGCCAGAAUCCGUCUCCACCUUUCGAGUGCCUCACUUCCUGUCUGUCGCCAGCAGUGCCGCCUUCCGGUCCGGCUCGCGCGAGGCGGAGACUCAGAGCGACCGCCGAGGUGCGAAGAGAAGAAGAGCCGCAAGUUCGCCGCCGCCCUCGCCUCUCGUAUGCUUUUCUCUCUCUUCAACGCCGACGCGUUUAAGGGCAAAGGACGGAUUGUUCGAGGACCCGUUUGGAGUCGUCCAAGAAGCCUCCAGACGUUUGGCCGCAGUCGCUGCGCUGCUGGUCAGGAGCCGGCGCGAGGGAGCAGACGCGGAUUCGGAGACUUCGGGGAAGGACGGCCUGCGGCUCGAGGCGGAGCCGACCGGCGAGGACGCAGAGCGCGUUCCUCGAGCGAGAAGAGAGGCGACCACCGCAGACGCGGCGACGGAGCCUCUCCGACGCAGUUUCGAGCCCCCGGUGGAACGGGACGAGGUGCCGUUUUCUGCGACGAACGACCGCAAGAGACGCAGAAGAGCAGUUGCGUUGGUGGUGUCUCCGAACGCAUGCGCGAGUCCUUUUUCUCUGACGAGUUCGCGGAGUCCAACGCCGCUCCUGAGUCGAACGAACAGCGUUUCCCAGGCGAAAUUUGAGUGUACGUACUCGCGAGAGUCCGCGCAGCCGACGUUCCAGACGCUUCCGCUUCACGCGCAACUUCCGAGUCGCCACGGGACGUCCUCUGACCUCUCCACGCCGCGGAGUGGCGCGAACUCCAGGUCGUUGUGCGCCUCGCCGUCUUCUGUCUCGCGUCCUCCUCUUCCUCCCGGCGGGACUGGUCUGGCUGCGAGUUGCGAGGUUCGAAGAGUCUCAUACAGACGGAACUCGCCAGAGUUCGAGUCUGCGCCUUCGCGCUCGUCGUCCUUUGCGUCCGCCGCGGAGGAACCGCCGCCGGGACGCGACCGCGCAGAGUGCAGCGCUGGCCUCUCCCAGGCACGGCCGUCCGCCCCGGGUGUACGUACACCUCGGCGGACGUGCGGUCGGCGGAGUUCGCAGUUUCUUGGGGACCCCGGGACGCGAGAGACUGACGGUGAGGACGCAGAGGCAACGAGUGGCGAGGAGAGAGACUCGCCAGUCACUCGGGGCGAAAGCGAAGGCAGUGCGUUUUCGCCUUCUUCGGAGACACCGCUGGCACCUCCGCUGCCCGCGGGGCGCUCCUUCUUCUCCGGUUUGCUGGCUCGCGCCUUUAGCUUGAAGAAGGAUCUCUUCGACGGCGUGGAGCAGCAGCGAGGGCGGUUCUUCUCCGGCUCUUCGGAGACGCCUGAGACCCCCGCCCCGCAACUCGACUUGCCGGAGCGCCUGGCUUCGCGAGACUUCCCGCCGUCGGCCUUCCCCUCAGGUGCGGCUGACCGAUCAGGCGCGUUCGCCCGGCGUCCGCGGUUCGUCCGCCACAUAUCUUGUUCGCCUCUCUCCGCUUUCGUACCUCGUAAACACACGGACAUCUCCAGUUCUCCAACAAAUUCACUUUCUUGUGCACCGCCCCUCGCGCAUGCCUCAGGCGCCCCCACGGACUCGCAGGCUUCGAAACUCCCCUCGCGCGCCAGGGCGAAAGAGCGGGUGGCGCUCGCGUUCGCCUCGGACGCAGCGAGCAAACGAGGAGACAGGGCCUGCUGUCACGCUGGAGAACGAGGAGACAGAGAAGACAGACGCUUUUCGGGGUACGACGCAUAUCUCGCCUGGCACGAAGACAAGUGGGAAGAGGGCGUCUUCGACCGCGUAGAAGUCGCUGACGUUGACAUCGAUCCCCUCCAGCGACUCGCCUGCUCGAUCAUGUGACGGAAGCCGAGAUCUUUGAAAGCUUUUCGUCUUCCAUACGGACCUCAACACCUCAUAU